This is a messenger RNA of Acanthocheilonema viteae, 903 nucleotides long. Lineage: Eukaryota; Metazoa; Nematoda; Chromadorea; Rhabditida; Onchocercidae. The record is from the annotation of a GenBank genome assembly.
AUGCUUCAAAAAUUAGAAGAAUGCACAACUGGCAGCGGUAAUGGUACAACGACGACAUUACAUACUCAUACUCAUAGCACUCCUUUGAUUACCAGAUGUCAUGAGCCUGCAAUUGUUCAACGUUCCGAUUUAAGGUUAUCUUGUGGUGAUCAUAUUGGGCGACAAUUAUAUCCAUUUACUUCAUCAACAGCUCAUCCGGUACUAUCACCUUCAGUAAAUCCGAAAUUCCCAAAAUCCACGAUACAACAAAACCAAUAUUCUAGCAAUGAUGGAAUGGAUUCAUUAAGUCUUUCAAAUGAUUCUCAAACAAGUACAUCACUUUGUGAUAUAUCAUAUAUGGUACCACCAAAACCACCUCGUUAUGGUAUCAGUGAUAUACAUGCAUUGUCCGUUUUAUCGGAACCAUCAAAUGCUAGAAGUAUCACUUCAGGUGGUAUAACAUCACGUCCGAUGCACGAAUUAUCGAAGUCAAAAAAUAUUAAAUUAUCACCACAAUCCACAGCACUUGUACUUCAUGAACUUAGUAGUAAAACAUUUACGCCAGCUACAAAUGGUACAACUCAUCAAGUUCGAUUACGCAAGGAUCCAUCAACGAAUAGUUUUGGAUUUAGCGUAUCUGAUGGUGUUGGUGAUAAUGCUGGAGUUUUUAUCAAUGAAAUUUUACCAGGUGGUCCAGCAGAUCGAUGUGGACAAAUUUUGCCGUAUGAUAAAAUUUUACAGAUAAAUGACACAUCACUGCAGUAUUUGGAUUGCGAUCUCGCUCUUCCUUUACUUCAGGUAGACGAGAUUGAAAUGGUGCUUUACCGAGAAGCUGAUCAAUCCACAAAUGUUGUAGAAGAUGAUGAUGAUGAUGAAAGCUACCGUAAUAGCGUCAAUUUAAGUUUGCGUUAUUCAGCCGUAUAA